CUGAAAAGGCGGGAACACGAAAUACCUACCUACAACUUUCUUUCCGUUAGCUUUGAAUCGGUAAAAUGAAUAGUUUAGUCAAUUCAAAUUUUAGCAGGACCUAUAAUCCCAGUGGUAGACCUAAUGCUUUGACUAACAUAAAACGAUUGCUAACAUCGCGUGAUACUGUUGCGCAAAGCAAAGCUUGUACGUCUUUGGCCGACGUAGUAAGUCGAUACAAACCACAUUCAAAUGAACGCAUUCGUUUGGUGGAAUAUCUCUUGGAUAAUGAUAUUACAGUAUUCCUGUGUGAAGCCACAUCUAAUCUGGAUUUGGGUCUCUUUCGAUCGGUGUUAUCAUGUUUUCGUCUUUUAUGGCGAGAGCCUCGUUAUUUUUCCGAAGAGCACGCGGCGUACUCGAUGACUGCUGUGCUAAGGGCCCUGGCACACUACUCCAACAGCGGUUCACAUGGCGCUGUUAAAUAUUGUCUUCAUUUUCUUUGCGAUUUACUGACCGGGGUCAGCUCUCAUGAAACCGCCCCAGCGUUGUCCCACCAAAGCGCUUACAGCGCUGAGCAGCUUCUAGCGUGCUUACUGAAUCUGGCCCCUAGAAUAAGCAAUCGUAAAGAAAGCAUACUGUCUAGCGCGUUAGUGCUGCAAGCGCUUGUUGCUUACCAGCCGUCAGGACUCCGCAUCAGGGGUAGCACAGCGAGUGCACUCACAGAGGUGUUGGCGCAGUGGUUCGCUUUACUCAUGGGCUCUCUGAACCACUCCGCACUGGUGGGCGACGCGAGCGACGUCUCUGCUAUGUUCUAUGCUGUGACUUGCCAACUCGGCAUGGAUGUUUUACGACUAAUAAAACACAUGCGGUCUGAUGCGCCGACUGCGGACUUCGUGCAGAGCAUCCUGGUGGAUGAGGCCGAGACGACUGCACUUCGAGAAAGUAGCUCCAAAAUGAUACAGUGCAUCCACAAAGUCAUUGUUGAACUUGUUGAUUUUACUAAGGAGAAUCAAUCACAAAUGCCUACCGAAGAGUACGGGGUGUUUCUGAAGUUCCUUCUGGCAUUCCUGUCGGCUGAAGAGUCGAAGCACUUCCGAGACUUCUGCGAUAUGUUGUUUGGCAAUGGCUACCUGAAAAUGCUACCACAAGUUCAGAUUAUUAGGAAAGAUGUAGCGAUUCGCAAAGUGAGCACCCUAGUUCUGGGUGAAAUACUGAAAGUUUUAGCUCAGAAACACUUGGACAUUGAAAGUGAUACCGAUUUAGAUGAAGACAGGCGAGUUAAAGAUAUCCAUAUGGGUCUAAUGGAGCUACAGUACGGCAUCGAGAGGCCUCAAACACUAGGACUGCAGCUGCAGCAGGGCCGGCCCUACAGCCUGCUCAUCUACAUCUACUUCUACUGCCAGUCUUCUGAUAAUCCCGAAGAAGCGACGGCCCCACUAUUGCCCUACUUGAUAGAGCAUAUUCUGAAGCUCCCGCGGAACUUCAAACCGCCGAAGUAUAUCAUCAAAGCUUUGUGGCUUGUUUUUGCUAUGGCAACAAUAUCGAACACCUCCCUAGAGUCAUUCAAGGAACGGAUCCUUCUAGAGCAAGCCACGGAGCGGUUCACAGGCCUCCUGCUACCGACGCCCAGUGUGUACUACACGCACAACCCCGCCUUGCUUCUGUGGACAUUCACUUCUAGCAGGAUUGUAGCUACUGUUAGAGUGGAAGUGCUGUCCCAAUGGCUUCAAUCCGAAGACUCGCUACCCACAGAACUGGCAUCAGAACCCGUAGUGUGGGAUCUACUACUGAACGUGCUAGUACAGAGCAAGAGCAAAGAGGUACAGUCGAACGCAGUGAAAUGUCUCCACAUGUGCAUAGAGGAGGGAGAUGAGGAAGUAAGGGAGGAGUUCGCAGGGUCUCUGUGGCUGAUGCUACCCGGGGUACUGUCGGAGGCGCUAAUUGAUUAUGAGUGUCAGACUGAAACAAAUACGUGUCACUUGCUAGAGCUAGCAACCACUCUGGUACCUACAAAAGUAGACGAGAUGUUAUGCGUUAAAAUAGCAGUUCUACUAUCAACGAUAUUCUCCAAGCAGAGAGAGCCGAGUGAAGACAGGGCAAACUACGAGUAUGUGAGCUUGAAGCUAGCCCUGUAUUUACUGGGGUUCUCCUUCAAUCAGAAUGGUAAUCGAGUGCUAACAGCAUACGUGCAGCGAGCGGGCUUCUUGCCGCGCGUACUGACUGCGUCCACCAGUGCAGACCACAGGGUCGCCUGCGCCGCGCUCACACUGCUGUCUUAUGUCGUGCACUUCUUCACUAAGUGCCACUUUCAGCCCACAUCCAUCCUAGAAGUGUCCACAGUGUCAGUAGUGAAGUCGCUCCGCCACGACAGCAGCUCCGAGCGAGGCGCAGCACUACUGCAGCUAGUCUACACAGUGCUCAACACGCAUGCGCGCGCGCCGCUAGUGAUGUCCUACCACGUGGGGGACGUAGUGACGGGACACGCGUAUGUUGCGUUGCGGGCUCUUAUGUUCCGCGUGCAGAUGCUUUGUUGUAAGGAAUCCACCAACCAAUCAGCUGCUGGCUGGAAAACCUUAAGUUCCAUAUUCAAACACGCAAUUGUUUCGAAAAAUGACACAGUUUUAGUGGCAAAACUGACCACCCAACCGUGGACCCAUACACUCACACAUUUCCAGUUAACUCAGAGACAAAUAACCAACGAAUUCUUAACGUUUUUGAAUAAUUGGCUGACGUUGCUGAAAAUAACGAUAAACAAAAAUCAAAAUGGCCGCAAAAUUACAGUUUUUCAGUCAAGUUUGAUGACGAAAACUGUAAUAAUGCUGAAGAAGUAUGUUGUUGUUAGUGAAAAUGAUGAGUUGAAGGAACUGAAGGAAAAGCUCUUAAAUACAGUGCAAGAGAUGAUAAAUGAAUCGGAGUACUUGAUGAAAAUUCUUAUUAAAGGGCGAAGUGUUUAUUGA
Molecule: messenger RNA, 2936 nt
Organism: Plutella xylostella (diamondback moth)
Lineage: Eukaryota; Metazoa; Arthropoda; Insecta; Lepidoptera; Plutellidae
Source: RefSeq, a predicted model, not a curated record